GACCAAAGCCCGCACAUUUGGUACCUACUCAAUCGCAAGCGGUAUCCCUACUUCUCAGCUCCCGCUCAAAAUGCGCCUCCUCCACCAAGCCCUAACGGUCUUCUUGGCUUCCCUCCUCCUCGACACCGCCGCCGCCGAGCCAUUCUGUUACGAAGGCUCCACCCGUCCGGACCCCAACGAAUGCGCCGUCUACCACAUCUGCGACUUGGGAAAAUUUCAACGGACGCGCUGCCCCCCGGGUCAGGCGUACAGCGUGCUCACGGGGGGCUGUGUGCCUGAGUGGCGGUCGCCGGGAUGUCACGAGGGGGUUCUCCCGGACAAAUUCGACUGAGCGUGACGUGGAUUCUCUUCUCCUUGGGGAUCUUUCGAUGUAUGGGUGGGGUUUGAUAGCGUUCUUGUUUUAAACUCUAGUAUGUUGUCACAUGUGCGCCCUUUUCAAUGAAACCAAU
This is a messenger RNA of Aspergillus uvarum CBS 121591, 449 nucleotides long. Its product is annotated as chitin binding peritrophin-A domain-containing protein. Gene Ontology annotation, cellular component: extracellular region. The transcript is spliced from 2 exons. Gene Ontology annotation, molecular function: chitin binding. The record is from RefSeq and is a predicted model, not a curated record. Bases 71 to 331 code for a protein of 86 amino acids. Lineage: Eukaryota; Fungi; Ascomycota; Eurotiomycetes; Eurotiales; Aspergillaceae.